Molecule: messenger RNA, 2163 nt
Organism: Halteromyces radiatus
Lineage: Eukaryota; Fungi; Mucoromycota; Mucoromycetes; Mucorales; Cunninghamellaceae
Product: Cullin repeat-like-containing domain protein
Exons: 7
Coding region: 393-1841 (482 amino acids)
Biological process (GO): exocytosis
Cellular component (GO): exocyst
Molecular function (GO): phosphatidylinositol-4,5-bisphosphate binding
Source: RefSeq, a predicted model, not a curated record
GAUGGACUAUCAACAAAAUUGGUAAGGAGGAAAAAAAAAAAAAGAAAAGAAAGGGAGACGUAUGAUGACGCUGAAGAAAUCUCAUUUUAUUAUGAUUAGGUUGGUAUCCUUGACUCUUUUGAUGAUCGACUUUUGAAACUUGAAGCCUCUAUUUUACCUAUCCAUCGAUCAACUCAGAAUCUGACAAGACUUGUGAACAGUAAGUAUUAUUUAACUGUAUUCUCCUUUUUAUCUUCAUAGUCUUCAUUCCCUCACUUUUUGUUUGAAUAGAUAUUGACGCGACUUUGGUGGCAGCUGAUGAUAUUGUACAAUGUUUGAAUCUUCCCAGUAAGGAAGAAGGUUUUAUUUUGAAAGGUCCUGAUGAAAAUGAUAUUCUUCCUUAUCUACAAGCAAUGGGUCGAUUGAAGGAUGCCGUGGAUACUAUCGAAAAAAGUCAAUUGAAAUCUUGUGAAAAAGCUACAUUCCAAACGAAACAAUUACUCAAGGCUGGCAUGUUACAUUUGGAAACACUUUUCCGACAAUGGUUGACAACUGUGAGUCAUCCAGUGGAUGUUCAUACUAUCUUGGAAUCAGAUGAUAUUAUGCCAUCUUCUACUGAUAUGAAACAGCUCUCUCAACUCGCUACAUAUAUUGCCACUUCAGUCACUGAAAUUGGAUAUGCUGUUGAUUUCACCAAACCUUAUGCCGACAUUCGUUCUGUUUAUAUGCAAAAAUCAUUGACACCUCUCUCACAAUCUGUGCAAUCCUCUGAAAAACAUAAAGGCAUCUCUUAUGAAAAAGGUUCUAGUGAAUUCUUAAAGUAUAUGGAAUGUUUUGUGAAAAUGUCAAAGUCAGAAUGUACUUUUUCUAGAAAAAUCCUAGGUAAUGCAUCUCAACGUACUGUUGCACUCAAGGCUACCAUUGGUCCACCUCUUGCUGAACUUGUGGCUGCUGGACGACAACUUGUAGCGAUUGCAAAACGACUCCCUUAUAGUGAAUCAGUAUUUGUAUUUGAUAUCUUGGAAAAAUAUGAACGGGACAGCAAAAGUGCCUUGGAUUCCAUCUGCAAGGAAUACGAUUUGGAGAUGAAGGAAUUAUCCGAUUUGAUGAAGACGGUGAUCACCACGGCUCUCAAAAGUUUUUAUGAUUUUAUGGAAGAUAUUAAAGGACGACGAGAAACAAGUUCAGUGGUUAAUCUAAGUAAUGAUGGUACUGUGAACGAAAUGACAAGCAAUGCACUCAAUUACCUGAAACGACUCAUCCUUUGGCGUGACAUGGUAGAACCAUUAUUGUUAUGCGUUGGCGAUGGUGGUUGGAAUCAACCUGUGACAGAUGUAUCUUUUGAUAAACUGAAGUUUGGAGGUUUAUCGUCUAUGGGUACAGCCUUAUUACAAAAGUUUUUAGUGGAUGCAUUGGAUCAGUUGUGUAUUUCCCUUCAGUCGAAAUCCAGAGGUUAUAAGAAACCCACAUUGGCGACGAUCUUUCUUCUCAAUAAUUACAACUAUAUUCUUCGACAGAUUCGAUCUCCUCCUUUGAAUGCACUUAUUUUUGAUGAACAAACUGAGGUCAAGUUUGGAAAAUUGGUCAAGAAACAGUUGGAUAGUUAUCAAGAAUCUUGGAAACCGUGCGUGGAAAACUUGAUGGAUGUGACUUAUGUUCGUGGUGGUGCCAUCAGGAAUGCUCUUAGUAGUACAGAUAGACAAAUGAUCAAAGAUAAAUUCAAGAACUUCAAUAUGGAAUUUGAUGAUAUUUGGAGAACUCAAACAGCCUAUGCCAUACCUGAUCUAGAACUACGCAACCAGGUGAUCCGAGAUGUGAAAAACGUGAUCGUUCCAAUGUAUGGACGAUUUUUGGACAAGUAAGUGUAAACCUAAAAAAAAAAAAAAAUUGUUCAAGUUACUCAUACUUGGUCAUUUUAGAUACCAAAGUACAGAUUUUACCAAGAACCCAAGUAAAUAUAUCAAAUAUGACAAGGACAAGUUGGAAAGAAUGAUCAACCAUCUCUUUGAACCCACAGCAUAGUAUAAUGUUCCACUCUCUUCCCUUUAUUUAUUCCAUAUACACACUUUCUAAAUCAAUAGUAAUAAUAAGAAGAAGAAUAAAAAAAAAACGUAUUCUGUAUUGUAUAUAUAUAUGUAUCAAACGAAGAUUAUCCUAUUAUAAUUUUUUUUUAUUGAUCAAGGG